UUUGACAUUGAGUUUAAGUUCAGUUACGGAGGAGGCCACACAUUCGUUGCUCAUGGCGGAGGACACCAAAACUUGCAUUUUCAAUGUUGGUGGAUGUUUGUACUCCAUACCGAUAAAUCGACUCUCCUGUUUUCAAGAGUCCUUGUUACUGAAAGAAUCUGUCUCAAAUGAUCAUGCAAGAUUAUUUCUGGACCGGGAUGGCUUCACCUUCAGACAUCUGCAUUAUUAUAUACAUACUGGUAAACUGGCAUCCUCAUGCAUAUCAGAGGUCAAUAUUUUAUAUGAGCUGGCAUCAACUUUACGUCUUACAUCACUGCAACAGGCGUUAGAAAACCGUCAGUCAGGCAGGCAUUUCCUACGUGCGCGUCCAGUAGACCUACAGGUCGCAGAGAGAGCUUCGAUGUAUAACUGGAAAACACGAAUUUGUAACCCUAAACAACCAGAGUCUGUGGCCAGCCCGGUAUGUAUUUUAAUUUCCAUUUGGAGAGUAGUGCAUGAUGCCAUACCUCUGGGACUGGUGGGGACGCCUCUAGUGGACAAUGAUGAGGAGGUGCUGUACUGUUUCAUUCCAAUGGAGCAGAUUCGAUUAUAUUCCAACUUGGUGACACAGGACAACCUGUUGUGGCUGUGUAAUGACAUGGCUAUCAUCGAAUGUGGGAGCCGUCUUUUCAGGUUCAUAGCUAAUUUCCUGCGCACGGGAAAGAUCUUACUGCCAGAGCAUUUCAGUGAUUAUGAGCUGCUGAGCAGCGAGGCAAAAAUGGUUGGCAUGACCAAGUUCGUGGAAGCACUGCAAGAACACUGUGGGAUAAAUAGCAACUUGUCAUCCAUGCUUCUGGAUUCACCCCAAAUGUCAGUCCUGGAAUCUGUUGCUCAGCCUUUCUAUAUCAUGACCUUUGACCUGUUAGUGAAGUACCCCGAUUCUUCCCUGGGUCAGCUUCACAUAGACGGCAAUCUUGAGGGGAGCAGACUGUACAUAACAGGCUCAGGGGUUGUUUUCCAACACGUGCAGGACUGGCUGGGAACAUGCUGUCUACCUCUGACAGAGGACGCCUCUCAGCUGUUUGGCCUGCGUGAGUACCUGGAUGGGCAAGACGGGGCCUAUCAGGCUUUCAAGGAGGCCUUUUUGGAAUUCCACUACAAGAGGAAAACCUCAAGAAGAGCAUUUACUGCAAAACCAUGGUCUGCUUCGAUGGCGGCAUGCACGGUUUAUAAAAUUGUAAAAGUUUAUGUUGGAACACACUGGUACGCCACUUAUUUGCAAACUCUCUUAAAGUAUCCAGAGCUGCUGUCUAACUCUAGUAAGGUCAACUGGAUCUGCUUUGGUCAGACCCUGCAUGUGAAAGGAGACGGGCAAAUAUUCCGUCACAUUUUAAACUUCCUCAGAUCUGGUCGUCUGUUACUUCCAGUUGAUUUUAGGGAGUGGCCUUUGCUCUGCCAGGAGGUUGAAGCCUUCCAGAUCCCAGCCCUCACCGGAGCUUUGGAGGAUUGCUCAGACUACAGGGCGUGGUGCAGAGAGAAGGACCAGACCAGUGAUGGGUCUUCCUCUUCAUGUUUGGCUGCUUCUAUGUCUACUGAUGAUGAAGACUGCUGUCUGGGGAUAUCAUCUGAUGAGGAGAGCAUGCACUUCAGUGAAGAAGAGACACAACUGCGAGACAGCCCAGACAACUCAUUCUUCCUGAUGGGCGACCCAUCCAGUAGACCCUUCUCAGGAGAGCCUAUUUGUGUUUCCUCUCAAAGUAAUUAUAGUUCUUCUAAAAUUGAGAACACAGGGCAAACAUGUGGUGUCCCACCAGGCCCUUCGAACAGCUCCAGAGAGAAGCCUCCAGAGCAGCCCAGCAACACCGAAGCAUCUUCAGCCAACUCCAUGAGUGUCUCCAGCGAUCUCUCAGCCUCCAUCAGGAGCUUGCUCCAGAAAAUCCGCGGCACCUGCCUGGAGAGCCUGCUACAAAGAUUAAGCAGCAACAUCUCGGCCUCGCAGCAACACAGUACUUCUGCACAUAGGACAAAGCAGGAGUCCAUCCCAAAGGAGAGAUUGGUGCAGAUACUGGAGGAAACGUUGAGGAGUAGGCCCAACCUGAUGAUCAGGAGGCUGCCGGGGCUUACAAGCUCCAGCUGCUCAGGCCAGACCUCUGCCUCGUCAGAGUCAUCACUAUUGGCCGAACACAAUGUAUCAGCAGCAGCAGGAUAUGAACGGAACAGCCUUCCCAUGAGAGGCUGUGUGCUCAGGCUGACCCACCCCCCGGUUCUUGGAAGAGGAGAGCCAGGUGGCUUUUUCACCCACAGUGUCGUUUACAUGGGCACCUCUCCAGACAGCACCGAGUCCUACCUUCCAGAUGUGUCCUUUGUCCACUUCAAUCUGUCUUACGAGGAGAUGGUGUACGGACGGGAAGGCCAUGCCUUCCUGACGGGUAUCAUCCUGGACUCAGUGCGGUUAGACUCGCUGAACUGCACUCAGAAACUAGCCCAUUUGAUCUACAUUCUCUGGACAAGGCAGGCUACAGCAGAGGACUUUGUGCAAGAACUGCUGAGCACCAUCAGGGUCAAGCCGAAUAAGAACAGGGAGAAGUUACUGCAGUGGUUGCACGUAAGCUGCCUAAAGAAGCUGUAUCACUGUAGUGCCAAAACACGAACGAACCCAGCAGGUCAUCUGAGCUGGCUGUCUGAUUCUGAUCCACAGUUCACACUGCCGCUGGCGAGACACUACAGCGAGUGCGUGAAGCUGCUGGAAAAACACUUCUGCCAGACAGAGACUCUGUUUCCUUGAGAUACCACAACAAGCC
Molecule: messenger RNA, 2780 nt
Organism: Clupea harengus (Atlantic herring)
Lineage: Eukaryota; Metazoa; Chordata; Actinopteri; Clupeiformes; Clupeidae
Product: BTB/POZ domain-containing protein KCTD19
Exons: 14
Coding region: 53-2764 (903 amino acids)
Source: RefSeq, a predicted model, not a curated record